AUGAGCACUCUAGCCACAAAACUGCUGGCAGUAUUAAUAAGUCGUGAUCCACGUCGCAGUUCAUCGCUAAGAAUUAGAGGCAGAGUUGUAAAAAUCCAUCCUUCUAUUCAAGUCGGAAACAUUGUACCCAAUUGUGGACGUCACAAGGCUUGUGAUAAAAAUUCAUUUUCUGUUCAUAUUUAUACAGGGAAAGAUCACAGUGAUGAACCCAGACUUUGUAUUGAUGGGAAAUAUGUUCUAGGGAAAGACUUGAACGAGGCUGGAAGAGGCAUAAAUGUAGUAGUAAUGGACAAUAUGACAAAAACAGUUACUCGUACUGGUCAUUUUGAUACAUACGAGAGAGAUUCAACACCUCUUGAAACCUUUUUACUUACUUUGCGACCCGGGGAAAUCAUAUUUCUUCUCACUUUUGAUGAAUCUUCUAGAAGAAUGUCUCGAGUUGCCAGAUUGUUGUUAUAUGAUCUUGGUAGUGCCUUAAUCCAAAGUUUAAGCUACAGAGGAAGUUGGUACUUAAUUACACAAAAAGGAACCUCUGGAUUCUCACCAUUUGAAGAUUUGCAUGUUGUUGAAAAAAGUGGUUGGCCAGAGCACCAUGAUGCAAAGUUUUGUGUACCUUUUGAAAUCAAAGGAAGAAUUGUUCAUCCUGAUCCUGCACCGUUACAUAAUAAACAACGAGUGGAAUUUUGUGAAAUUAAUGAAAAUGUUGACUUUCCCCUUUUUUGUGAUGCUGAUGUAGUGAAUGAUCCUUUGUAUCCCGCUCCUAUCUGGAAACAACCAUCUGCAAUCAGUAAAAUCUAUGAUGUUCCAAUUCUUGUGAUGAGUGGCUCUGAUAUACAGUACUUGCCAUUAACUUUAGAAACUUUGAUUCGUCAGCCUGGAAUUAAACCAGGAAAUGUUGCAGUGUUUCGUCUGGAAAAGAAUACAAUAGUUUCAAACUUAGCCGAACUAUUUGGAUAUACUAUUGAAACCAUCUAUGAAAACCAAACUUACUGUGAUCGUGUCGCUGAAGCUUUUGAAAUUGCUAGUGCAGUCUUUGGAGAUAAAAAGCAUUUUUUGCUCAUCGGAGAAAAUGCUAUCAUGGCUCCUGAUUUUCUUUAUUUUAUGGGACAAUCCUUAUCUAUAAUGAAUAUUGAUGAAUCUAUAGCUGCAGUUUCAGCUUUAAAUGAAAAUGGAUUCAGGACUGUAUCUGGUGACCCUUCUCUUGCAUAUCGAGUGGAAUCAUUUACCAGCCUUGCAGUUUUAGUGAAAUGGAACUUCAUUACAAAAUCUUCCUGUAGCAAUCGCUCUGCAAUUGAUCCAUUAUAUCUUUCAACCAAAAUUACUGGGGAUGUUCUAGUGCCAGAUGUAUCACGGGUCACACUUGCAGCUCCGAUGUCUGGUUCACACUCUGAUGUCUCUCUUACUCAUCUUUCUUAUGACAGAACAAUAACAUAUGAACAAAAUAUUCCACUCAGAAACCCUGAACGAUUGUAUUUAGAAGAUUAUGAACGGGAAUUGCAGACAAUGCUGAUGACAGCUGUUCCACUUGAAUUUGACGCAGUUUCUUUGCAACAGUGCAUGAAUAACAGUGGAGAAUUCCGUCAGAAACUGUAUGAAAAUCUUCCACUUUUUAUUACUAAUGCUACCAACUUAUCUUCUCAGAUAUUUGUGGUUUACUUCUAUGAAGAAAAAGAUUCAGAUACGUCAACAAUUAGACACUUGACAAAAUGUUUUAAUUUGUUUCACCAUCCUCAGUAUCCAGUAAGAGGCAUGUUCAGGCACAUUUUACGAUUCAUGCUAAAAGAGAACCAAAUUAUGAUGGUUGGAUCAAAAUCACCAUUUUUUCACUUUAAACCACCUAGAACUCCUGUUCUCAUGCUAGAUCACCAACUUCGAACACUUGUAAAUGUUUUCCUAUGA
Messenger RNA from Uloborus diversus, 1899 nucleotides. Its product is annotated as protein O-linked-mannose beta-1,2-N-acetylglucosaminyltransferase 1-like. Gene Ontology annotation, molecular function: beta-1,3-galactosyl-O-glycosyl-glycoprotein beta-1,3-N-acetylglucosaminyltransferase activity. The coding region runs from base 1 to 1899 and encodes 632 amino acids. Lineage: Eukaryota; Metazoa; Arthropoda; Arachnida; Araneae; Uloboridae. The transcript has 17 exons. Gene Ontology annotation, cellular component: Golgi membrane. Gene Ontology annotation, biological process: protein O-linked glycosylation via N-acetylgalactosamine. The record is from RefSeq and is a predicted model, not a curated record.